Molecule: messenger RNA, 2474 nt
Organism: Saccoglossus kowalevskii
Lineage: Eukaryota; Metazoa; Hemichordata; Enteropneusta; Harrimaniidae
Product: glucose dehydrogenase [FAD, quinone]-like
Molecular function (GO): oxidoreductase activity, acting on CH-OH group of donors; flavin adenine dinucleotide binding
Source: RefSeq, a predicted model, not a curated record
UUUUUUCGCUUUCACUGGAAGUGAAACGCUCGUUUCCUGCAUCUAGUUUUCGUCUUUUUCGCUGCCCAAGUAUCGUUUAUGCUGCCAACGAGGCAUGGGGGAACGAUUCGAUUUUAUUAUAAUCGGUGCUGGUACAGCCGGCUGUGUCCUAGCCAAUAGGCUGUCUGAAGACCCUAAAGUGUCGGUGCUGUUACUGGAAGCAGGCCCUGAAGAUUCCAAUGAACAUAUCCAUACACCACGGGAUCACCACAUCCUGCAAGGCCAACCUGAUAUUAUAUGGCAUUACAUGACGGAACCCCAGGACCAUGCAUGCCUUGCUAUGAAGGAGCGUAGAACUUAUUGGCCGAGAGGAAAGGUAAUUGGGGGAAGUGGAAGUAUAAAUGCCAUGGUUUACAUUCGUGGAUGUCCGGAAGACUUCGAUUCAUGGGAACGAUCCGGUGCUACUGGAUGGGGGUAUAAAGAUGUUCUCCCAUAUUUUAUUAAAUCGGAAAACAACACCAAUCCCGAGUAUGUAGCCUCUGGCGUCCACGGGAAAGGCGGACCGCAAACAGUGGGUGACGUCAAUCCUAGCACUCGAUUGAAAUAUGCAGUUAUGGGUGCAAUAAAGGAGCUCGGCUAUAGAGAAAAAGAUUGCAAUGACGGGGACAUGGUUGGCUUUAUGAGAACGCAGGCAACUGUAAGCGAGGAUGGAAAGCGCCACCAUACUGGCAACUCGCAUCUACGUCCCGCGAUGACGAGAAGCAAUUUAUCAGUUCGCACUAACGCACACGUACUGAAGAUCGAAUUUAUGAACAAACGAGCCGUUGGCGUGAAAUACAUGAAGAAUCAUAAAGAGAGUUUUGUUUUCGCAAACAAAGAAGUAGUGUUAUCUGCAGGAGCCAUCGCCUCUCCGCAGAUAUUGAUGCUUUCUGGUAUCGGACCAAGAAAACAUUUAGAUGAAAUGAAAAUUCCUGUUGUUGCAGAUCUACCAGUUGGACAAAAUUUGCAGGACCAUAUAGCUGUAAUACCAAUGCGAUUCUUGGCCAAUGAGGAUGUAGCAGAGGAAUGGUUAACAAAUGUGUUCGUGGAGGUAAAUGGUUUCAUCAAGACUGGGGUACAGCCAGAUAUAAAAUGGCCGGAUAUUGAGCUUAUCUGUGUAGCUACGUACUAUAACUAUGGCGCGGAUGAAUUUCGAUAUCUCAAUGUCAGUGAAAUGUUUUCCCGUCCAAUGGGACAUGAUAUGUCACGCGAGGAACGAGAAGCAAAAAAAGGAGUGUUGUUCAUGCCGAUGUUGUCUCAUCCAAAAAGCACUGGAGAAAUCAAGUUAAGAACAACCAACCCAUUCGAUCACCCGAUUAUUGACCCAAAAUACAUGUCUGAAGCUAUUGACGCAAAAACACUUGUCGAGGGGUGUCGAUUUGUUCAGAAAAUGGCAGAAACGGAAGCUUUCAAAAAAUUUAAUUAUACUGGUCCAAUCUAUAGCGAGUAUCACAACUGUCCACACCCCAUGGAUUCCGACGAAUACUGGGAACACGUAGUUCGCCACAACAACAUGAACAUAUACCAUUCAGUUGGUACCUGCAAAAUGGGAGCUGCUGGCGACCCAACAGCUGUAGUGGACCCUACACUAAGGGUUCGUGGCCUAAAAGGACUUCGCGUCAUUGAUAGUUCUAUCAUGCCUCAUCAGACAUCCGGGAAUAUUAAUGCACCAGUGGUAAUGAUUGCAGAAAAGGGAGCUGAUAUUAUAAAACAACAGCACAUUGACUCCUCAUUGUAACUCACCAACGUAAAUGUGUGAAUAUUUGAUGACAAUGUGUUUUUUUAAAUCGCUUAAAAAACUGUGAUUAUUCUGUUAAUUAGAACUCGCGCAGAUGUAAGUCUCGCAUACCUGUAUUUCUGUCUUUAAAACGGGAAAAUGACCAACAAUAAAAUAAAAAAAAACGUAUUCCACGAUAUAGUGAUUGGACACAUUGGGAAAUAAAUUUAUCAUUAGGGAAGAUUUAAUGUUUAAAAAUCGAGCAAUACUAUUGAGACUCUUUAUCACGUCGCUGAUGCAGUGCAAGCAUUUAAUAUCCACUAGUUGAAUUCUUCAAUCACACAAUCUCAACUACUAGUAUGUUGUAAUUUUAUAUCGUCUUUUAUGUUAUGCUAAUAAUGUGUUUCCCUCGUGGUAUAUCAUUCAUAUACAAAUUGUAUUGACUUGAUGUUGCGAGUCGCAUGCGUCACUUUGAAAUGCACCAUGUGUUACAGCAAGUCUCAGAAGUAUUGGGGCAGCCAAUUUGCAAACUCGUUGACUAAUUUUUGCUGUAAUAUUUGAUCAAAGUUAAAGUGUGAACAACUCCCGUUUUUUUAACCAUUUGAGCCCCAAAGUCAACUUCAGACACUAUUCCCAAAAACCUGAAAUAUACAUGAGUGAUUGAAUCUCGCUCGUAGGUAUUUGGGGAAACCUCAAUUAUAACAGUUGAGAUUAUAAAAUAAAAUUGUUCGCUAUUUCA